Molecule: messenger RNA, 1644 nt
Organism: Lucilia cuprina (Australian sheep blowfly)
Lineage: Eukaryota; Metazoa; Arthropoda; Insecta; Diptera; Calliphoridae
Exons: 1
Coding region: 1-1644 (547 amino acids)
Biological process (GO): DNA integration
Molecular function (GO): nucleic acid binding
Source: RefSeq, a predicted model, not a curated record
AUGAAAUCUUAUAUAGGAUUGGUCACUGAAAACGGUUUGCCGUUUGAAAUUUUAAACAGCAGCAACAUGCGUAAUAUUUUAAAACCCCUGUGUGAUGCCUUGAAAAAUUAUAAGAAAGAAAAAACUAAGGCUGCGACUCUCAUCGUAAAUCAAUCACCAAAUAUAUUCUUCGAUUUUAAAUACAUCAAUAAUUACAAAAAGACUCUAAGAAUUUUUGCCUAUGUGAAUAGAUUUAUUGCUUUAGUUAAAAAAACAAAGGAAGUUAAAAGGGGUCAUAUCACACUUGAUGAAGAAAAUCAAGCAUUAUUAAAAAUCUGUACUAUUAUUCAAGUGGAAUCCUUUUCUGAAGAAUAUAAGGCAUUGUCCAAAACUAACGUUAUAAAUCACCAAUCAAAAUUAGUACAACUCUCACCAUUCAUCAAAGAUGGUCUUAUUCGUGUAGGCGGUCGUCUUCUGAAUUCAUCGUUGUCUUUCGAUGCCAUUCACCCGAUUGUAUUGCCUAAUCAUCACCCAUUUGUUCGAACACUCAUUAAUCACCAUCAUCGAAUCCACAUGCACGCUGGAACUCAAACACUCAACAGUCUUCUUCGUGAUCGCUUUUGGAUUAUAGAUGCUCGUAACACAAUUCGCCACACCAUACACAAUUGCAUUAUUUGUUAUCGUUGUCGACCCCAAAUAUGUCAACAAAUAAUGGGAUCAUUGCCUAGAGAUAGAGUCGAACCUUCAUACCCAUUUACUAUUACCGGAGUGGACUAUUGCGGUCCGUUUUCAAUUACUCAUCGUAUAAGAGGUAAGCAACCAACAAAGGUAUACAUUGCCGUAUUUAUUUGCUUCACAACAAAGGCUAUUCAUAUGGAGGUUGUAAUGGAUCUUACCACAAUAGCAUUCAUAGCUGCUCUAAAACGAUUCAUAGCCAGAAGAGGCAAAUGUAAUACCAUAUAUUCAGACAAUGCUACCAAUUUCGUUGGAGCAAAUAAGGAACUGAAAUUAUUACUUCAACAUUUCCUAUCAUCGGACCACAUAGCUGCCGUCAGCGAGAACUGUAACCAACAAGGUAUAAAGAGGAAAUUUAUACCUCCCCGUUCUCCACACUUUGGAGGUUUGUGGGAAAGUGCAGUAAAACAAGCAAAAUAUUUUCUUCGUAGAGCUGUGGACACCUAUCUCUUUUCGUAUGAUGAACUACAAACCGUAUGUUGCCAAGCUGAAGCAAUAGUUAAUAGUAGACCACUUACACCAAUGUCCAGUGAUCCCGAUGACCUUCGCGCAAUAACUCCCUCACAUUUCCUCAUCGGUCGAACAGCUCAAACAAUACCAGAACCUUCUGUCGAACAUUUUGUGUCAGGAACACUUAAACGAUAUCAACAAAUUCAAUGGGCUCAGCAACAUUUUUGGCAAAGAUGGCAAAGGGAGUAUCUGAAUGAGUUGCAAAGAAAACAUAAAUGGACUACCCAGUUUGUAAACUUACAGCCGAAUGAUAUGGUACUAGUUAAAGAAGAUAAUUCACCACCAAUGAAAUGGCAUCUAGGUCGCAUAGUGGAGACAAUAAAGGGCCCAGAUGACAAGGUUAGAGUUGUUGUUGUCAAAACUAGUGAUGGUCAACACAAAAGAGCUAUUACAAAAAUAUGUAAAUUACCAAUAAAUUGA